AUGGGUCAAAUAUCUACUAUACUGAGGCAGCGUGCUCAAGUAUGUCCGCUGAGCAAGGAUUAUGCCGCUGGUGCAGACCAAGGCCCCGCGUCGAGGUUACCGAGAAGACAUGCAGAGGAUUGCACCAUGUUCACAGACACACCUCACAGUGUUAACUGCCUACUAGGGGUUGCGUUCUCUGGAAAGGGUGAUAAUGGUCAGUCGGUGAUUACCUACUCACCAAAUAGCAGUGCGGACAGUGAGGACGAUGCGGUAACCCUGGAGGUGACAGAUCCGGUCAAUGUGAACUUCUCAAUCAAGUACAUGAAUCAGUUCACGAAAGCUUCGUCACUGUCUAGCCGUGUUCGUAUAUCACUGAGCAAUGACGUGCCCAUAGUUGUUGAAUAUCCUUUAACUGAUGAUGGGAAGUCCACCGGCCAACAAAACGGUCAUCUUCGGUUCUACUUGGCCCCGAAGAUUGAUGAAGAAGAGAACAUGGAUUAA
Messenger RNA from Ostertagia ostertagi, 483 nucleotides. The record is from the annotation of a GenBank genome assembly. Lineage: Eukaryota; Metazoa; Nematoda; Chromadorea; Rhabditida; Trichostrongylidae.